AGUGUAUAGAGUGGCCGAAAGAGGCGCGGAUCGACUAGAGAUCGCGGACGUGAGAAAACUUCCAACCCCUGUGAGAGAGUCAGUGUGAGACAAUGUCCUGAAAUGCUGUAAAAUGUCAUGAAAUGUCCCGGGACGCGUAUGUCGGGGGCACCCGGUCUCCGCGAGGCGUGAGACUACCCACUGUGGACCGUUCCCCCAGCCGGGGAGCUUACCCCGGUGGCAGUCCCCUAGGUCGGAAACCGUUGAGGCAGACGAGAUCGGGAAAUAAUUCUCCGGAGCACGGUUACGGAUACCAUCACUCUUCGCCGUAUUAUAGAGACGAGGAUUUAGGUAGUCCUAUGUUAGAGGAGAGAGGUAGGCCUAUGACUGUUGGUCCUGGACAUCAUCGCUCAAGAAGUGCUACGAGACCAUCCAAUCCAAUGUCUGUGCGAUACCAAUCAUUAGAUAGGGGACCCACAAUGGACCACGAGCGAGAAUUUUUGCCUAUUAGAGAUAGACGGGAUAGAUCUCUAGAUAGAGGGUUAUACUUCGACGAUGAACCCUAUACCUCAAGAUCCGCCCGUCAGUCACCCACCUCCCAUCAGCCUUUCAUAGGAGAACUUCAGCAUCAAAAUUCUGACCUUCAACGAGACCUCGCAAACUUAAAAAAAGAAUUGGAAUUAACCAACCAAAAAUUAGGAUCAUCUAUGCAUUCCAUUAAAACGUUUUGGAGUCCUGAAUUGAAGAAAGAGAGAGCAUUAAGGAAAGAGGAAUCUGCCAAGUACAGCCUAAUCAACGACCAGCUCAAAUUACUAAGUAGCGAGAAUCAGAAACAAGCUAUGCUAGUACGUCAAUUAGAAGAAGAAUUGCGAAUGCGGAUGAGAGGACCAAGCAUCGAAAUCCAGCAGCAAAUGGAGGCUCUAUUCCAAGAAAACGAACAUUUAACUAGGGAAAUAGCAAUAUUACGCGAUACUAUCAAAGAACUAGAGCUCCGGAUAGAGACACAAAAACAAACGCUGCAGGCACGAGAUGAAAGUAUAAAAAAAUUGUUGGAGAUGCUCCAGAACAAAGGCAUGGGUAAAGAGGAAGAGAGACAGAUGUUCCAACAAAUGCAAGCUAUGGCUCAAAAGCAGGAGUUACAAGCAGCAAACGAAACUUUGCGCACCCUUCAAACGCAGCUGGAACUAGUCCCCUCGCCCUCUAGUAGCACGGUUAAAGUGCUACUUGAUACAAAAGAUGCACGAAUCGCGACGUUAGAGCGCGAAGUCAGGCUAUUAGAGAGCGAGGUCGAGCGUUUGACACCACAAGUACCUUCCGCCGUCGUCUGCGCCAUGGCACCGCCACCGAUCAAGCGCCAACUGGACGAGUUCCGCGUCGAGAUUCAACGCAGAGACCAGGAGAUCCUCGCCAUGGGCGCCAAGAUGAAGACGCUAGAGGAACAACACCAAGACUACCAAAGGCACAUUGCGGUACUCAAAGAAUCGCUGUGUGCUAAAGAAGAACAUUACAAUAUGCUACAGACCGACGUCGAAGAACUAAGGCAGCGAUUAGAAGAAAAGAACAGGUACGCGGAGAAGAAGGCACAGCAAUUUCAACAGGAGAGAGCCAGAGCAGCAGCCGAAAUGGCCGAGAUGAGGGAGCAUAUGGACAUCAAGGAUAGGAAGAUCAAUGUUCUACAAAGAAAAGUUGAAAAUCUGGAAGAUCUUCUUAAAGAAAAAGACAAUCAAGUAGAUAUGGCGAGAGCUCGUUUGUCUGCUAUGCAAGCUCAUCAUUGCUCCUCCGAAGGUGCUUUAUCUUCACUGGAAGAAGCAAUCGGAGAUAAAGAAAAGCAGAUGAAUCAAUUGAGGGAACAAAGAGAUCGCGCAGAACAAGAAAAACAUGAAGAACGUGAACUGCACGAACGAGAAAUAGCAGAGUACAAGAUGAAACUACACGCACUUAAUAGUGAAGUUGAGAAACUUACAGCUAGAUUAGAAAGAGCACAAAAUGACAGAGAUCGCUUGGAAGCGAAGUUGGAAAGUUCUCAAUCAGAAUUGGGUAAAUCCAAGGCCGAGCUGGACAAAGCCGCCGUCGAGGUUGGAAGAAGUGGAGCAGACUGGGAGGCGGCAAGACAACGAUUAACCCGAUUGGAAUUAGAUAACGAACGUCUCAGAGGCGACCUCGAAAGAGCUCAGAGCACCACCGCAAGUAGUUCAUUUGGCAGAGUCACUUUCAGUAGCUCGCAUGAAUUAGAUAGAAUGCAAGAAAGAGCUGACAAAACAUCAUCUGAGCUUAGAAGAUGUCAAGCUGAAUUGAGAGUGACACAAGCAGAUAGCGAAAGAGCACGCCAAGAGGCUACAGCUUUACAAGAAAAACUUGAAAAGUCUCAGGGGGAAGUUUAUCGCCUCAAGGCCCGACUAGAAAAUUCUCACCAAGAGCAAGAGAGUCUUCGGGAGGAACUAGAGAGAGCACAAUCCACAACAGCGAAACUCCAUUCCGACAAGGACCGAGCAUAUGGAGAGUUGGAGAAAGCAAGAGAAGAAUUGGAGCGUACGUCGGCGACCUUGGGAAAGGCUCAACUACAACAAGACAAACUUCAGAACGCCCUAGACAAAGCACAGACAGAAGUAGACAAACUGCAAGAAAAACUAGACAAGUCACUUGGAGAGACCAGAAGGAUACAACUGGAGAAAGAAAAAGUGUCAUACGAUUUAGAGAAUAUCCAGUCGCAAUUGGACAAGGCUCUCGCCCAGUCUGCUCGUCUACAGAAAGAAAAGGAAUCAGCUCAAGCAGAGUCAGAUCGGCUGAGAGAUAAAAUAGAAAAAACCCAAAAUGCUAUAUCUAGAAUUCAGAAGGAGAGAGAUUGCUAUCAGGAUGAAUGCGAUAAAUUGAAAGAAAGAGUAGAAAUGCAAUUGACACAAAUAGCAAAGGUACAAAGAGAAAGAACAGAUAUAGAAACGGAACUUGACGUACUCAAAGACAGAUGGGAGAAGGCCCAUUCUUCACAACAAAAAUUACAAAUUGAAAGAGAUGAUGCUCUUUCAGAAAUAGAUUUACUCAAAGAAAAAUUAGAUAAAGCAAUAUAUGCAUCUCAAAAAGCAAUGGACGAACGUGAAAAUAUGCACAAAGAAUUCGAUAAAUUAUUAGAAAAAUACGAAAGAUCCCAAAGCGACUUAUACAGAGUACAGAAUAAACUUGAUACAGUAUCAGCAGAAAAAGAACGUUUCGAACUAGAAGUAGAAAAACAACAAAUACUUGUAGCUAAAAUGCGAGACGAACAACGAAAACUUCAGGAUGAAAUGCAGAGAACACAAGAAAUGUACGAUAGAGUAGCGAUGCAAUUAGGAAGAUCGAAAGAAUUGGAAGAAAAGUCCAAAGAAGAAUUGGAAAGAUUAAAUAUUGAUAUCGAAAUGGUAAGAGAUAGAUACGAAAAAGCCCAAAUUGAAAUUAGACGAGUCCAAAGCGAAAAAGAAAAAUUACACGCCGAUAAUGAAAGAUUACAAUACGAGGUUGAAAGAACUCAUGGACAACUUGCAAAAGUUCAGACGAGUUACGAAAAAUGUCAAGAAGAAUCAGCCCGAUUGCAAGUUGAAGUAGAAAAAGCACGUGAUAAACAUGACAAAUUACAAGUUGAAUUCAGAAAAAUAAUUGCUGAGUAUGAUGCCUUACGUGAAUCAACUGCACCAGGAAGAGAACGGUAUUCGAAAUACGAUAGAGAAGAGAGAUCGAGAGAUGAUAGCGAUCGAUUACGUGCCGAGAUCGACAGGUUAAGAGAACGAUUAGACAAAACACUAGGAGAGUUGGAUAGAUCCAGAAAGGAAAUAGCACAUCUAGAGAGUACGAGAGGCAAGUUCACUUAUGAACAAGAAAAAGAAAGAGGUGCGGAAAUAGAACGCCUCAAAGAAGAUCUCUCAAGGACACUAAACACGAAUCAACAAUUAGAAACGAAAUUACAUGAAGUUAGUAUACAACUAGAUCUAGCUAGACAAGAAAUUUCCAAAGUAUCAGGUGGACAAGACAAGCAACGUCUUGAAUUGGAGCGAGCAGUAAUAGAAUGCGAAAAAUUACGAGACAGAUACGAAAAACUCAAAACUCAAUCUGAAAAAUUAGAGAAAGAUAACGAAAAAUUAAGAAUGGAAGUGGCACAGGCAGAUAGACGUCAAACUCUAGCCGCAGACAAAGUUCGAAAUGAUGAACGAUUAGAAAUUGAGAAAUUGAAGGAGAAAUUAGAAAAAGCUAUCCAAGCUCGAGACGCUACCGAGCUAGAAGCUGGUAGAUUAGCUCAAGAACUUGAAAAAUCGCAACAGCACUUAGCUAAUGCCUUACAGACCAACGAGGCUACUAAGAUUGAAUUCGAAAGGAUGGCAACUGAGCUUGCAAGAAUGCACGAGCGUAUAGAAAGAGAUAAACUCGAUUGGAAGACUAUGGAACAGGAAAGGGAUGUUUUGCGAGCAGAACUACAACAAAUAAGAACUGGAUUGGAUUCGCAACGAAGGACAAUCGAUCAUAGGUCUCAAGAAACUAUAGUAAAACUGCAACAAGAAUUGGCACAAGUAUCAAGAGAAAGAGAAAAAAUGGCAGCAAUGCUCGACAAACAAGGCAGACAGGGAGAAUCUAUAGAGAAACAGAUAGUUAAAUACGAAGCUGACAUAAAACAACUAACUAUGGAAAGAGACCAACUGGUAAUGCAACUGGAAAAAUCGCAAGAUAUGUUAAUGAACUUCCAACAAGAAUUAAACCAAAGUGAAGCAGAAUUAGAAAAACAAAAAGCAGAAGUUGCAAGACUCAAGGCGGAGCAAAAGAAAAUGACUCAAGAUGUAGAAAGGGGAACCAAAGAUGUAAUAGAAAACAGAGAUAGAGAAAUAGCCAAAUUGCAACAACAAUUACAAGCAGUACAGAAAGAAAGAGAUACUCACAGACAAAGAGCAGAUAAGGCGGAAAAACUUCUUCACGAAUCGGGAGCCAGGGGUGAUUCCGAAUUGGAACAAUGGAGGAAAGUCGUACAGCAAGAAACGGAUAGAGCAGAUCAAGCCGAAAAAACAGCUCAGGAUCUACAAAAACGUAUCCAAGUUAUGGAGAAACAGUUGCAGCAACAAUUACAACAGAUGGCGCAGUAUCAGAAAGAACGAGGAAUACAACCACCACAACAAGAUGACAAGGAGUUGGCUCGAUUACGAAGAGAAUUGGAGAAAGCGCAUAACGAAGUGAAGAAUUCUACAACGGAGAAGGAAAGGUUACAAUCGCAGCUGGAGAUGUUGGUACAGGAACUGGAAAGAAAUCAGCUGGAGCUUCAAGAAGCUCAUAAAAGAGCUACAGAUGUAAGGACCCAGAAACCCAUUGAGGACCAUACCGCAGAAAAGAAACAAAUGACGGAAGAAAGAAAGGUGAUUGAGGAAGCGAAGAAACAAUUCGAGGAGCAACGAAGAAUAAUAGAAAAUAAGAGCAGACAAGUUGAAGAAAAAGAAAGAGCCUUAGCCGAAUUAGAUAAGCAAUUACAAAAACAAAAGCAGCAAUUGGACCAAUUACAAAAUUCCCUACAGAGAGCUGGAGGAAACGCUGCGGCAGUAGGUGAAUUGAAUAAGAAAUUAUCUGAAGCAGAAAAGAAAAUGGAACAAGCGCAAGAAGAAGCCAAACGAUCAGCAACCGAAAUGGAAAGAUUGCUUCAACUAGUUCAGAUGAGUCAGGAAGAACAAAAUGCGAAAGAGAAGCAGAUUUCUGAUCUUCAGCAGGCUCUCAAAAAUGCACAGGCAAAAUUGAAACAACAGCAACAACAGGCACAACAAGAGGAACAUGAAAACAGUAUCAGAGAUGUCAAUAUAGGCAGUAAUUUCAAGCAAAUGGUGUCUACACUCAAAACUCUGCAACAGAGCAAACUGGAAAACGGCGAAGAUUAUUUCAAACAACUCGAGCUUGCUCUUAAAUCUUACGAAGCUGCUCUUGAAGAAAGUGAAGCGUCAAGAAAAAAGUUGGAAACAACUUUGAAAGAACUCACUGAAUAUAAAGAGCAAACGAACGAAGUGGACGAAAAUUAUAUCAAACAAUUGGAAUCUACACUACGAUCUUACAAAGUUACUUUGGAAGAAACCAAAUACGAAAAACAAGUUCUGGAAAGUACUUUGAAGGAAAAAGAAAAUUACAUAAGAGAACUUGAACAUAAUCUCAAAAAUAGAGAGAAUAAAGAAUUAUUAUUAUCGUCGUUCGAAAAACAAAAACGAACUAUUGAGGACCAUGAUAACGAAAAAGGCGGUGAUGCGUUGGUCGAAAAAGAUGCAAGAAUAAAAGAACUCGAGUGUGCUCUUAGAGAGAGUAUUAAGAUUUCGACUGAAAGGGAAAUGGUCCUUAUUCAAGAAGAAAAGAAAAGGCAGCAAAUUAUACAAAAAGUAUACAAGCUAGAACAAAGGCUACUAUCUUUACAGUCAGCACAAGCAUUGAGGUGUCAUUCUUGUAAACCCUAUGUAUCAAGAAUGACAACUUUAGAAACAAAACUUGCUGAACUAAUAAGUGUAAGGAAAAAGAACUUGCAGGAAUUAGCUCAUAUGAAACGUGAAGCUUUACAAGCUGCAAUAAGCGAAAAAGACGCUCAUCUUGCUCUAUUAGAAAUAUCUGGAAUAAGAAGUGCCCAUCAAGCUGAAGAGGUAGAUCGUCUUCACUUAGACAAACGUCGAUUGCUCGAAAAAUUAAAAGAGGAGGUUGAAUUAAGUGUUUCAAUAGACGAAGAUUUUAACGAAGAUUAUGAGCUUCCUGUAUCUUUAAUUUCAACCGAAGAAAUCGACCAAACAUAAUCCAAAUGACGUAACAUACUUCCAGUGAUCUCAGCAAUAAGAAAAACUUGCCAGUCGGGCAAAACCUUUUAAAAAAUAGAAAUCGAGAAGCGAUGUCGAUUUUUUUUUAAAAAAAAGCACUGCCUUUUUGAAACAUAGAUAAAAGUUAUAAAAUACGAACUUUUAAUGUGUAUGUGCUAGUUCUAAUGUUGUUAACUAAUUGUUUUCUUGUCAAAUUUAGAUAAUGACAAUAAUUAUGGAAUGGGGCAUAAUUGUUAAAUAAAUAUCUAUAUAGGUUGUGUUAUAUCUUAAAUCACUUUAAAUGUACUGUUCUUCAUAAUUACAUAUCACCCAUAACUAUAUCUUUUAGUUAGAGAUAAUGAACAACUGCUUCGUAUCUCUUUUUCAUUUCAAUUUUCUCCUAGUAUGAUACUCUACUACUUUUAAUUAUUUGGAAUUUUGUUCAAUCAAUUUUUUGUUACUUCCUUUUUAUCAACUCUGCAAUAACAUAUUGUUGAAUAACAGUAAGAAAUCUUUAUUCACGUGAAUAGAUUUCACUUAUAUAGGUAUGUCAAGUUUAUUUCAAUCUUUUCAGUUUCAAAUCUAAUCUACAGGGUCUUUCUUUGUAGCUGCCGUUAUAAUACUAUACUUUAAAUCAUAUAAUUUUUUCUGUCAAAACUGUUUCAGUGGUUGUUAAUUAUGAAGAAUAGUUUUGCAUACGCUGAUUCCUCGUAUACUUAAAAAAAGUCAUUGAAACGAGCCUGUUAGUAAUAUAAUCACGUAAAAUGUGUUUAUUAGGAUUCUUGUAUAAAUUCCUAAACUUUUACAAACGUUCAUCUUGAUACAAUUUGUCUCUUCUCCAAAGGGCCCAAUUUGAUUAGUUUUCAGAUCUUAAAUUAGUGAAAAUUCCUAAUUUAUUGAACACGCUGAAGGAACAUUGACAAAAUAUAGUUAUUUAAGCAUAACUGUUUUUGUAACAGCAGCAAACUACAGUGUGUCUCAUUGUAAACGACGCCACCUCAAUAUUAGUUUCAUACAUUGUUUAGAUUAAGAAAUCUAAAUUUUCAUAUAUGAGUUAAUAACAGAAUGAAGCAGGAUCCAUCCAAAAGUCAUACAGACUAAAAACAGAGAAAGCAGUUAGAUAGGGAAAUAGGUGAAUCAAAUAUAACAAAAAAACUUGUCGUGAAACAAUCUACUAGAUUAAUGAUAAAAAAGUUAUCCUCUGCUGGGUAGCUGCUGAAAGUGGGACGAGGGCAAAGGAUUCCGAAGAGACAGAGACAGUGCUACUACUUAUGGAAUUGCUAAAAUAUUCUAAUGACACAGGAAUCAGUGCCAAACAUCAGAACAUAUGGUUAAACAGAAGUGUUUUCACGAUACCUAAAGCGAUUUGACUAAUAAAAAAUCAAAAACGGUGACAAAACGACGUUAAUUGAGGCUACACACACAGUAGAUUGCCUCAAAUAUAGCGGAAUUAGAAAGAGAAAAAGUAGAACUUUAUUCUUAGAGGGAAACUCUUGAAAAUAAGCUGUGAAAUAUGUGAGAAUGGUUAGCUGUUUAAUCAUGUUUUCUAAUUGUGAAACAUAUAGGGUACUGAACCUUGUGAACCACGAGGAUACAGGAUUGAGGUUGCCCGCUUAACUGCUCUCGCGCAGUGCUUGGAGUGAGGAAUCAUAUAAGAGCUGUUCAUCGAAUGACCAGAUAUGUUUGGGUAAAGUGUUUACAACGCUCAAAGCCACUGUGUGAUUCAUACAUUUCUAUAAGUGAAAAUUAGCGAUUGAUGGGAAGACAGUUUUGUUGCUAAAUAAAAUUAAUGUGUUACUUCAAUGUUUUUUGCAUAGUAACGAAGUGGUCUACAGAAUUUAUUUGUACUACAGGACAAUUUAUGUGUAUCUAGUGGCGGGUUGAAAAAGUUUUUUGCAAAAAAUUGAUAUACUUGUCUUACAAUAAGAACAAAAUAUCGGUUUCUAUUGAAAAUUACAUAUUUUUUUUUCAAAUUUAGUUAUUUUCCUAGCACCCAACAAUAGUAGUCUCUCAGACUCCAUCUUUCAGAUGGUGUACUCAAAGUUACCCCCUUCCGGUAAAGGGUUAAAUUAUAUUGUAUUUUUACUUUGUAUAAUGAAUUUUUAAGUACAAUAUUAUAGAAAAAGUAUAUUGCCAAGUUUUGUUUUCAAUGGAACCAGUUUGCAAGAUUCUAAACAAAUUUAUCAACAAUAUUUUUUAAGUUUCUCUCAUGUUAUUGUUAAAAGGCUAACUUUUUUUAAACAAUAAUACAUGCUAGUGUCGUAUAGAGUGAUAUGCACUCUAUUUAAUAAAAGCUGAAUCAUAUAAAUUUUACUAUCGAUUGGGUUAAGUUGAUAAAUAUUAUGCUUGUUUGAAAAUAUUAAUAAAAUGUUCGCUUAAAUUUCAAAAUGAUUAGCAAAAGAGACAUUCCUUGAUAGGUACAAACGCAUGUUAUUAAUUAUGUUGCUUACUAAAUAAAGUAUUUUGGUUUGUUAAUUCAAUGCAAAUGAACAAUUGAUUAUGGUCUUAUCCUUUCCUAACAACAAAUAUUUAUCAUCAUAAAAGCACCUGAGACUUGCACAGAAAGUGUCAUAACCCGCUAAUGAUUACCCAUGUGAUCGAAAAGUUUGAAUAAAUUUCUUUGGACUAGGCAGCAGACGUUAAAACAACUUUGAACGCAUUAGAAAUGUUAGCAAGGAUACAAUCAGAGCAAAUUAAACGUCUGGAUUCAUCAUUUGAUAAAGUUCAAGUUUGAAUUCUGUAUCAUUUGAUCAAAUUCUAUUGUGUACACUAAAAGAAAGAUACAUUCAUUGAUUGAAAUAAGUAUACACUCAUGUUAUUAAUUAGAUUUAAGUUGCUUACUAAAUACAGUAUUUUGGUUUAUUGAUUCACUGCAAAUGAACAAUCGAUUAUGGUCUUUUCAUUUACUAAAUUUUCGAUUAAGAUCUAAGGAAGUAAUCCCUAGUUGCGGAUUCACCCAGUAGUGUUGCGUUCCUUUUAGGACAAGCCUGGAGGGUCACUCCACCUUGAUGAUGCCACCAUCUGAGAACUUAUCAGCUAAACCACGUCGGCCGUUUUCUACCCAUGAUUCCUGGCUACUCGUGAAGGUGAUGAUUUAUUCGUUAUAGAUUUCCUCAAUACUUACUAAUUAUUUUUUAUUCUCUUUUUAGUUUUCUUAUAGAUUUACUAUACAAUCCAUUAAUAGACUUAGUCUUGCUCUUUCAUCCUGGAAUCUCAGACAGUAAGUUCUGCGUCUUCUCUUUCGUACCUACAAUAUUGCCUAUGCGUUUCAAGUAUACUCCUAAUUUUCAGUGGACUGUGAGGAACUAACUAAUAUAGUAACCUGUCCUUCUAAAGCUACAGUUUCCCUUCACACUUGCAAAAUUUUCUUCUAUUCAUUUUUUAUCACCAUUCUUAUCGCUUUUCGCACUUCGGAAAGGUGUCCCUACAUGUUUUUAUACAGCAGCUUUAUUUCCUCGAUCAGCAUUUUCCUUUGCACGCUCACCAUUCUCUGUUCAUCUUUAUCUCUCCAAUCUCAUCACUCCUUACCAUUCAGGCGCCCCAUAAAACAGAUUCGAGUGAACAACGCUUAACAAUAUCUGUCUUUUCCUCUGCUGUUAACCUAGUCUAACAUAACCUAACCUAACCAAUUUACUAUAAUCUGAUUAACGUCGGCAAGCGUGGUUUAGCUUAGGUUAGGUUAGGUUGGGUUAGGUUAGGCUAAGUUAGUUUAGGUUAGGUAGUGGCUAAUAUUUUAUUUCAAUAUUAAUUCAUAUAUUUCGUGUAGCAACUCUCCCAAAAUAGCUACAGAAGAUUUUGGCAAAUAUUAAACGCUCAGAACGCGUUUUGGCUUUUUUAUAACUGCCGCACGAUGCGUUGUGCAUGUUCUGAAAGAUCCACAACGAGUGAUACUGCUUGAAACGGUCUUGGGACAUAACACAUACACCUCUGGGUUGUUCAUAAAUUAUUUUAUUUGAUAUAUGUUGUCAAAAUAAGCUUGUUUUAUUUUCUUCAUAACCAUCCCUUUUGUAUCAUCUAGCUACUAUGUUUAAAUACAAAAUCAUGUCUUUUUCUCGUUGUAUGUCAAAAGGAACAAAUCAUUAAUUAAGUAUCGACAGUCAGUGUAUUCUAAUCACCUUUAUCACGUAUUAACCCAGUACAAAAUAUCGCAUGGACAAAUUGUUUUAUCAAGAGCGCACAUCGUAUUUUCUCUAUUUAAGAUUUAUCGUUUUUUCCACAAUCGUAUUAUCACAUUUAAAAUAUAAGCGGCUAUCAUUUUUGUAACUUAAUAUGGUUAGCAAUUGUAACAUAACAGUAUCAUUAAGGGCCGCAAACAUUGUAAUAUUUAUUAUUGCGUAGGUAUGUUGUGUGAAUAUUCUAUUAUACAGGAUGAGAUUAAUUAAAUGUUACCGAAUUUCAAUCUUAUCAAUUCAUAAAAUGUAUUUAUUGCAACUACAAUCCCUUUCUUUUCUUGUGAUUACAUUAACAAAAUUAAUGUUAUGCCCAAUAGCUUCAAUUGUUCAUUGAUCAUUUUCUUUAUCCUAUGUUUUUAUAGCAAGUCCCAAAAUUUUGGAAACAUUUAAUUGCAUUCAUCCCUUUAGCCAGGCGCAACUUUUAACGUACAGUACUAAAAAAAUAUCAUGCGCACUUGAAGAAAAAACAUUCCACAAACUAUUUCAUAUCAAUCGUAUGAGUUGCACCUGGAUUUAAAAUUAACGCCUAUUUUGUAAAAAGCCCAUAAUUAAGAUUAAAUUUAAUAUAAAAGAUUUCUAUUCAUAUGAAUGUAGGAUGUUUUAUAGAUAAUGUGAACAUAUUGGAACACAAAAUUUCAAUUAUAAACCGACACAUUUUAAAUAACUUCAAAAUUUAUAAAACUAUGAUCACACUUUUGACUUUAAUUAUAUAUUUUUUGAAUUAUUCAUCAGAUCAAAAAAUAUGCUAUUUGGAAUAAAAAAAUAUCCUUUGAUGUGAAUAUGAAUUUAUGAGAACUUUUUUCGACUUUCUGUAUUUAACAUAGUGAAUUUGUCGCAUUAAGCAAACUUAUUAAUUAUAAGCAUAACUACGGUUAUUGACAAUUGACAACACUCUCCUUCUUUUUAUCUCAUCACAUAAAUGUUUUACCCGAUUUAGGUUAGGGCUGACCACUCCAUAACCUGAAUGCCGGCUUCUGCAAUAUAAUCUUGCACAAUUCUGGUGGUGUGCGGCUUUGAAUUGUCAUGUAUAAGGUUGAGUCAGUCGGCGUAAGGUACGAAUGAAUACAGGAUCGGUUCGUGCCCCCUCUCUUGGUCUUCGGUACACUUUCCUUCUUUGGUCGCUAUCAUGGAGGCAUAUUCUGGUCACAUCUAACUAGUGACUAAUAGUCACUCCUUGUCGUUGCACUUGAACUGCAUUGAAGUGACGAGUGACGCCUUCUGUCUAAUCCAUGUCGCCUAUGGAAGGAUCCAGUCUCCUCAUAACCUUGGAACACUCUUCGACCCGCUACGCGGGUCAUAUCCAAUUAUCUAGCAACAGCCCCCUGACUUAAGUUCAUUUUCAAUUGAGGCAAUAAAUUGGGCGGCUUUUUGUGAUGGAGUAUAUAUUAAAUUAACAUACUUAAAUACAAUUGAGAUUAUAAACAUAUGCAAAUUUCUAAUGCAAACGCAAUAAUUAUAAUAUAUGACAAAUUUGUUAUUUUCGUUACAAUUACCACAUAAACACGUUUCAUUUAUUAACCGUUUGCUACGCAUAUAAUCGAUAAGCCUUGCUGAUAAAUUUAUGCUCCCUUCGAAGCAGAUUAAAUUUUCUUUCAUAUAGCUUAUUUCUUUUUUUGAUAAAAACAUAUAUAGUUACAAUCAAAAGUUUACAGCGGGUCUAUGCACUGAAGUUAAAAAUAUUCUGUGUUGAUAUGUUUAAUAUGAGUUUCGCAACUUCUUUUCUAUUUAAAUAUACUUAAUAAGACUUGUUUUUAUUCCAAAUUCAUCUCAGAGGAGGUAGCUACUCACAUAGGUACAUUAUUUUUCAACGGAGCUUCACAAUAUAAUGAAAUUUAUUAAUUUUAAGACUACUUGCAAUGUGAUCAUAUAAAUCAUUGAAGAAUUGCAGCAAUACAUUCUCUUAUAAUUUGUAAUUACACUGCACCCUAAAAUAUCCUUUUUUUAAAUAUAAGUCAUUUUCCACUUAGUAUGUUUGAUUUGCAACUAAUUUGUAGAAUAAAUAUUAUAUUAAAAACUUCACCACUCAGUAUUUCUGGAACCAUUGAUGAAACACAGUGCUUACUACAUCUCCAUUAACACUCACAAAACUAGAACACUUAGUAAUAGUAAGCAGUGAGUUUUUAAAAACACCUAUUUUCUAUAAACUUGACAAUUUAAAAAAAAACAGUCCUAUUCUAUUUGAACUUCAAUAUGUUUUGUUAGUUAUCGAACAUCCUAUAUAGGUACAUCAAAGAUGUUUAAUCAAUUGGACGAUUUCCAAAUGCCUUGUAUAUCAAUUUAUUUAUUCAUUAUUCAUAUCAUAGGCCGAGCGACACUGCCAUCUCGUGCCAUUAUCAUAAGAGUAUAUGAGCGUUGUUGAGUUCAAUCAGCCUUUUGCUCCAAGGUCAAGCAAAAAUCACAGAAUAUAUUUGUUCAUUCCUACACAUAAGUAUCUCUAGUAAGGUCGAAUUUUCAAAAAACUAACAUCAUAACAUGUUCCGCAGAAUACAAUGUGAUUCGAAAAUAUAGCAAUUAAAAAUGAAAUUAGUAAGUUGAAUACUUGAAAACGACAUUGGCGAAGAGAUCCGAAUUAUCUAUAAUAAAAUUUAUAUAAUUAGUCUAAACAUUUUGUACAUCAUUUCUAUGCAUGAUAUUUGAUGUAUUAUUCCAAAUACCUCAUCAAUGAUUAAGCCCCCUUAUGGAGUCGUCGCGAUGUAGUGGAGUUUACCUCGUAACCAAAGACAGUAUAUUAUAGGGUCUAAUAAAGGCUCUCAACCUUGACGCUCGAAUCCGCCUUAAAAUUUUAGGUCCUUUCUUUAUGUGGCAAAGCUCAACUCACACAUAGGACUUAGUCUCUAUUAAAGACUAGACACAAAAAGAAGAAGUUAUUAAACCAAUGAAUGAUGCAGAAAUGAAAAAAGAAAUAUUUAUUAUUAUUAUUAUUAUUUAAACUAUCAUAUGUAUCUCAUAAUAAUUAUUUUUACAUCGUUUUAUAGUAGUUUCGUGAUGCUCCAGAGCUCCGUAACAUGUCUGUCACUCCUAGGGGUGUGUCGACGGGGAACGGCCGCAUCCGGACCCGUCUCCAAACCCAAAAAAUAUAAUAAUGUUCUAUAACAAUAAUUCAUAUCUUCUAAUAUAUAAAUUCUAAUCAUAUAAAUAAUUUUCAGCUUAAUAAUUUCGUAGAAAAUCUACUUUUGUUAAGCUGCAGGUAUCACCUUCUGAAAAGCCGAAGCAGCACCAUUUACAAAAAUUAUUUCGCCCCGAAGCAAAUUUAUGGGCACGUCACUUUCUCUACUUCCGUCAUUUCCCUUUGUAGGUACUGAGAAGUUGUUUAUUAGAAACAAGUAGGAGAAAAUCCAACGCAUGCAAAUGACAUAAUAAAUAAUCAAAAAAUUUUCUCGAACCUGAUUAUUUUGAAUAGAUAUGUAAAAAGCAGCAAUAACUGGAAGUAACGUCAUGAAUAAACGAAGUUUUGGAUCGCACUAAUCUGCCAUUGAUCCAGAUAAUUGAGAAGAAUCUCUGCCCCAAAGGAAUUUCAGCGAACUUUCUAAAAUUUCAUUUCCCUGUACUGAUAAUAAUGACAACAACGUUUGAUAUUCUGGUAUCAUCUAAAUAAGAGUAUCAAUUAUUUUCUGUGAUUUUUUCUUAAAAGGCUUCUUUGGUGUCCAUUAUAUGGUUGGAUUAUGAUCGUUAAGAAGUAGAUGUAGUAGAAGGAGAUUUGGAUUUUUACUCUAUGUAUUUAUUUCAGAAAAUAGACCGGGCGAAAAAAGAAUAUUUUGCGAAAUUCAAACUACUUUUAUAACAACUUAUCCAAACAUCACUGGUUGUAUUAGUAAGGAUCUUCUAGAUUUAUUAGUAAAGAUAAUAUAGAAAACAAUACAUUGUAACUCUUGUUAUAUAAUUACAGGGUGCUUCUAAAUUCAUGCGACAAAAUUCAGGAGGUGAUUGCUUGUUUCAAAUUAAGAUGGGUCUUUUCUAUAACAAAACUUCCUCAGCCCAACCCUUUCAGGAGUAUCACACUUAAAAAGUGGUGACUAGAAUUGAGUUUUUAUUUCUUUUUCUGAAAUUUCAAGCUAGAAACUUUAAAUUCUGUAAUUUUCGUGUACUCGCAAUAGACUAAUUGCGGGUAUGGAUGUAGCAAAUCUUAAUUUAAGUAUUUAUUAUGAAUCGUAUAACAUUUUUCAUCUUCAUUGUUUUCCAUUCAAUUUAUUAAGAAAAUUAUUAAUCAUGGAGUUUAUUUUUGUUCCCUGCAGCUAUUGGUUUUGGGAAAAAAGUUUAACAAUACAAAAUAUUUUUAAUUAAAACAAGGAUUUCAUGUUAUAAUUUCAUUUCAUAAAACUUAAUCUUGAUACAAAGUUUGAUAUGAAAUAAAGUAAGGAUUGCUAAUUUCACCCCCGUAUAAUGUUACAGGAAUAUUGAAAACAUAUCCCGGAAAGAGGUGGGCUUAGGAAAUUUUGUUAUAGGAAAGUCCCAUCUUAAUCAUACGAGCAAUAACCUCCUGAAUUUUGUCGCAACUAUUUGAAUUGAUGUUAUAAAAUUUGGAUGCUUAUGAUCAUAACAACUGAUUAAUUAUAUUUUCCGUAUUGAAUUGUCUUGAUUUUAGGCAUCUUUUCAUUCAAAACCAGUUUGAAGAAGUAAAAAUUAGAAGUUUCGAUCUCUUUCGGUCUUUAUUAAAACAUGACUUAUCGAAGUAAGUCGAAACGUCAAAUGUUUUCUUCUUUAACCUGUUUUUAUAUGAAGAGACCUAAAAUUAAGAUAAAUAAUCUCGAAAAACAUAUAAAAAGGUUCAAGAAGUGAGAAGUUAAAGAAAAUAAAAAAAAAUUUAGAUGAGGAAAACAUAAUCUUUUGUCUAAAGGCGCAUUCCCACUCGCAACAACAACUCUAGCCGAACGAUGCGCUGGUUCAAACAGCGCCGUGAUUAAGAGUUUUUUUUUAGAAUACUUCAAGGAGAUAUAUACAGCCUCGUGAACAGUGUAGUGAACGUAAAUCCGAUUUUCUUAUCAAUUAUUAUUAUUAUUAUUAUUAUGUAAAACGUUGCUUCUUAAUUUUUAUUAGUAAGCCGACGUGAAAACUCGCUAUGGUCGCAUCAAUAAAAAGAAAAACGCAAAAACAGAUGAAUGAGAUAGUGUUAGUAACUAUCUAUUCCCAAAGACUUAUUAAUGGCAGAAAUUGGUUACAAAAAUUUCAAUAUUAUCGAAUUAUUCAUAAUUAAGUUGGAGUAUUUCAUUUAUCCAAUUUCCAAAUAACUUACAAAAUGGAGAAGGUCAAUUUCUGUCCAAGAAAGGCUAACACAACAAAACUCGAAUUUUGUACCUCGGAAGCUUUAAUAAUAAGUUUUUUUACCAAUACAUCUUAAUUAACUGCGAAAUUACCUUCUGUAACCAGUCUAUAUAUAAGUAGAGUAUGAACAACAAUUCAUAAAUGAAAACAAAACCGUUAUUUCUGCAUGAGAUGCAAACCAAACUAAUUAUUUUCUUCAAACGAAGAGAAGAAACUACCUACAAUACUAUCAUAUAUUCGUCUCCACUUGCAACAAAACAGUACACGAUAUUUCCUUUGAAUUAAUUGUUCAAAUACGACUACCAAUGUAACGAGGUAGAUCAAAACAGUGCACGCAACAUUUACUUUGAAGAAACUGUACAAAACCGACCACCAAUGGAACGAGGUGGAACAAAACAAUGCACGUAACGUUUACUUUGAAGUAACUGUACAAAACCGACCACCAAUGGAACGAGGUGGAAUAAAACAGUACACGCAACAUUUCUUUGAAAUAACUGUACAAAACCGACCACCAAUGGAACGAGGUGGAAUAAAACAGUGCACGCAACAUAUACUUUGAAGAAACUGUACAAAACCGACCACCAAUGGAACGAGGUGGAAUAAAACAGUGCACGCAACAUUUACUUUGAAGUAACUGUACAAAACCGACUACCAAUGAAACGAGGUAAUACAAAACAGUGUACGCAACAUUUCCUUUGAAAUAACUGUACAAAACCGACCAUCAAUGGAACGAGGUGGAACAAAACAAUGCACGCAACAUUUACUUUGAAUUGACUGUACAAAGCCGACUACCAAUGGAACAGGUUAUGUUCCGCAAUGUUUGCGGUUUUCUUUCUUUUCUAGAAUUCAUUUCUUCACGGUCAUUAUGACGUUAAUUUUACGGCUUUGUGACAAGUGGAGACGCGUCUUAAUAGAUAGCUUUCGUGCCUAAAAUUACAAGCAAUUUUUAAAUGUUCUUGGUAGAAACACUUGAAUUUUUGUUUAAAAUAAGCUGACCCGGCAAACUUCGUACUGUUUUAAUCGAUAAAUAAAAGACUUAAACUUCUAUAUCAAAUACCUUUGAAACAAACAAAAGUAAUCCAAAUAAAGAAAUGCUCGGUAUGAAUAAAGUUUUAUUAUUAUUUUUGAUUAAUUACACAUGAUGUUGCUCACUUACAAAACAGAGUUUUCCUGGAAUUUUUGCUAUUUAUAAGGUUUCAAUUUGAUACUGACAGGCACACACAGUUAUGAUACAGACUGUUAAAUUUAAAGCUUUCUGAUAAAAUAUAUUUUUUGUUUUGUUUUGUGUGAAUAAACAAGGACGCGCGAGUACCCGACUUAUAAUUGUCCAUGCGCAAAACUCCGAUUUUAUUCCGCAAACUUCUAAUGACAGGCCUUGCGAUUUAUUUAUGCUUAUCGCAAAAGCCAGACGUACUGGAAAUUGUAAACGUGUAAAAUCGAAUGGUAAUGGAAUCAUCGGUAUAUGACGACCUGAGUCUUCUCCUCGGCAUCGUGAAUUGUAAUUAAUCAAAGUUUUUGCGCAAUUAGCAGUAAAGAGUCACCAUCACCAAA
Messenger RNA from Diorhabda carinulata, 17722 nucleotides. It is a transcript of the gene brp, whose product is annotated as myosin-10. Lineage: Eukaryota; Metazoa; Arthropoda; Insecta; Coleoptera; Chrysomelidae. Gene Ontology annotation, molecular function: structural constituent of presynaptic active zone. The record is from RefSeq and is a predicted model, not a curated record. The transcript has 26 exons. Bases 123 to 6740 code for a protein of 2205 amino acids. Gene Ontology annotation, biological process: maintenance of presynaptic active zone structure; regulation of synaptic plasticity; neuromuscular synaptic transmission. Gene Ontology annotation, cellular component: cytoskeleton of presynaptic active zone.